AAGAAAUGUCAAAUGCCUCUGAGCUGUUUUAUUGAGAGGAAAUACAUGCAAAUGUAAUUUUAAAAUAUGAUGAAGUCUAGAUUACAGUUUCAUUAAAGUCAGUUUCCACUUCAUUACAACUGCGAUAUCGUUUCAAUCACAUUACUGUAAACAAGACCCCCACCACCCCGUCUCAUUUUAAACAACGAAACAGCAAAAUCAUUAAUUUUCAAAUUAACAAUAUUAUAACCGGUCUGGAGUGUUCAGUCAUAUGAAAAACAUUGUUCUGCUAAAUAUUAUUUUCAAAAAGUUAAUUAACAGGGAAGCAAUAAUUCUUGGUGCAUGUAUGGCGCCAAGUAUCGUCAGCGUGAUCUUGUUUUAAGAGUUACACGUCUCAUGGAAUAAGAAAUUCUGCAUUUCGGUCCUAAAGGUGUGGAUCGACCUUUAGUGUAACACCGUGUUUUUUUAUCAAAUGUUGUAGCACUCUUUCUUGGCGUCUGUAUGGCGCCAAAUAAUAUUUCGAUGAGACGUCAAUAAUGCCAUGCAUAAAAUGUGGUUCUAAACUGAGACAUUAUGACAAGAUCAUGUUUGGUUGUAAUCAAACAGCACAAAAAUGUAUCGAAUCGUUAUUAAGCCAACGAGUGACUAGUGGACCCGUAAUUUUUACGUAUGUAAUAUCGGCAUUCUUCGGUAAUUACCGAAACUAGUGCGUGUAUGAACUAAAUUUACGAAGAAUGCUGCUAUCUGAGGUCAUUGUUCAAUUUUAAAAUAUUUACUGUGAAAAAAAUAGCUUUCUGAAUUUGGCAGACAUUGAAAUCAGUCUGAUAAACACUUCUAAAUUUCAUUGUGAUCUUCUAUAAUUAUUAUGUAUUUUCAUCAAAAUGUGAAGUUAUUAAUGAAGCAAGUUAAUCCUGAAUAAAGUACUUUGUCUACACAGCAAGUACCUCUGUCAAACAAAUGUUAGACAAAUGUUUGGUUUGUUAGAAGUAAAGUAAAUUUUCACAUUUUGUUAAUAGCUGAAUAAGAUUGCGCAUAUCUAACAGCAUCGACAAUGAGAUAUACAAUAAGGUGUAUACUACCACUUUUAUAUAUUAAGUUAACUUGUACUGCGUGUGUCUACAUAAUUUUCUCUUAAUAUAAAUUUGUUCAUGGAGUGAAGGUAAUAGAACUUUCGGUGACGGAAUAAAGUUAUGAUAUUUAAAGCUUUACGUACUACUUGAAGUAAGUAAAAAUGGCUCAGAAUGAAAAUUCUUCGGAUGCUCAAAAACCUAAUAUAAAAAUGAAGAGAAAAGUCUAUAAAGCCAUUGUUAUGAUGGAAAAUGAAAUUGAGGAAAUUGAAGAGAUGGACACAAGAGAAGAUGAUGUUUGGGUCUGCACGUUUCCAAGAUCAGGGACAACUCUAACACAAGAAAUGGUAUAUCUGAUUCAAACAUUAGACUUCGAAACAGCGAAACGUAUGCAGCUGGACGAACGAUUUCCGAUAAUUGACUUUAAAGAUGAUAGGUACCCUUACUUCAAAGGCAUUCAACCUAUAAAAGAUAUGAGGUCACCUCGAAUGAUAAAGUCGCACUUACAUCAUUUUCUUUUGCCGAGGCAGCUCCGAGAAGGAAAAGGACGGAUUAUAUACAUUGCCAGGAAUCCUAAAGACGUCGCAACAUCUUUCUAUAAACUCGGUGUAUACGGCAGUGAGCUUGUGGAAGAACAUAAAACAUUUGAUCAAUUCAUUGACGGUUUUGUCAAUGGAACAGAAUACGCUUGCCCUUGGACUAGACAUGUCUUGGAAUACUGGGAAAGGAGAAAUGAUGGGAAUAUUUUGUUUCUAAAAUAUGAAGAGAUCGUGCGGGACAAACCUUCUACCAUCAGACAAAUUGCGGAUUUCUUGGGAAGAGAGCUAAGUAGCAAAGAUGUAGACAGAAUAGUUGAACAUUGUCAUGUGGACAACAUGAGGAAUAACCCUAUGGUAAACGGGUCAUACUGGAAUGACUUCAAACACAUGAAUUUCCAAUCAGACUGGAGAUUUAUAAAUCAAGGAAGACCUGGUACUUGGCAUGAAAAGUUGACACCAGAGCAGAGCAAAAUGAUAGAUAGCCUGAUCAAAGUCACUGAAAAGUCCGGUUUAUUCUUCGAACAAACAUAAAGAAGAAUAUGUAACAAAUUUUGCCUCUGUGAAGUCCGCUUUAUUCCUCUAACAAAUAGAAUUGGAAAACGUUGAUUUUUGAAGUGGUGAGAACCGGAUUAUCCUUUAAAAAGCAUUAUCAGGGAGAAACAUUGAAUUUUGUCACUGAAAAAACCAACAGCAUAAAAGACGGACGUUAAUUAUUGUCACUUUUUAAAUUGAAAAACUUCUGUUCAAAGUAAUUUUUUGAAAAUAUAUCACUUAGAAAUCCAACAAUUUACAAUGAUCAGAAGUGUUUCUUUUUCAGAUAUUCAAAACAUGAAGUCAGAUUUGUGUAUUAAGUAUAUAGAGGAUAUUUGUUUGUUUUCGUGAAUAUGGAAUAUAUCUCACUGAGAAGUGAGAAAAUUUCAAAUAUUUUCACGAGCGCGUAGCGCGAGUGAAAAUGUGAACAUUUUCUCACUUUGAGGUAAGAUAUAUUCCAUAUUCACGAAAAACAAACAAAUUUUCUUUUUAUUUUAUGCUCAAUUACGUUGCAUGAUGU
This is a messenger RNA of Mercenaria mercenaria, 2636 nucleotides long. RefSeq names its product sulfotransferase 4A1-like. Lineage: Eukaryota; Metazoa; Mollusca; Bivalvia; Venerida; Veneridae. Gene Ontology annotation, biological process: sulfation. Gene Ontology annotation, cellular component: cytoplasm. Gene Ontology annotation, molecular function: sulfotransferase activity. The record is from RefSeq and is a predicted model, not a curated record. The transcript has 7 exons. The coding region runs from base 1211 to 2116 and encodes 301 amino acids.